Molecule: messenger RNA, 972 nt
Organism: Schistocerca americana (American grasshopper)
Lineage: Eukaryota; Metazoa; Arthropoda; Insecta; Orthoptera; Acrididae
Product: agrin-like
Exons: 6
Coding region: 1-972 (323 amino acids)
Molecular function (GO): protein binding
Source: RefSeq, a predicted model, not a curated record
AUGAUAGUUGCACACCAGUAUUACUUCCCACAAACACCAAGACCACUCUGCAAGGAUAACUGCUGCACUGGCGUGAACCCGUGCGCGGCGGCCGCUUGCCCGGCCGCGGGCCCCGGCGCCGGCGCCGGCAGCUGGCCGCGCUGCCUGGUGUCGCCGUCGUCCGGCGAGGCGCGCUGCCUCUGCCCGCCCGCCUGCCCCGCCGCCGCGGCGCCCGUCUGCGGCUCCGACGGCCGCUCCUACCAGACGCUGUGCCACCUGCGCAGGGACGCCUGCCUGCGCCGGGACCCCGCCCUGCACGUGCUGCACGCCGGCGCGCCCUGCGGUGCGGCAGAGAAGUGCGCGUGCUCCGGCGGCGAGGUGUGCGUGCUGCGCGCCGGCCGCUCCGUCUGCGAGUGCCCCCAGUGCCCGGCCAGCGGCGGUGACGCAGACGUCGACGACGCAGAGGGCGGCCGGGGGGAGGAGGUGUGCGGCAGCGACGGCCGCCGCUACGCCAGCCCCUGCCUGCUGCGGCGCGCCGCCUGCCUCGCCGGCAACACGCUCACCCAGGCCGCUCCAGAAGUCUGCCGCACUGCUGGCGACUCAGGCCUCCGGCCGACAGAGAACGCUGGACAACUGAGGCACUGCGAAUGUGACAGCAGAGGAUCCGUGUCGGACAGCUGCGACCCUACCACUGGGCAAUGUGCGUGUAAGAGAGGCUUCACGGGGUUCAAGUGUGAGCAGUGCCAACCCGACUUCUGGGAGAGCCACGGCGCGCGAGAUGGCGUUGAUGCAUGCGGAGGAGGUUUCCAGGACCGCGACCCGCCGGAAGCAGUGGUGAAGCAGGCGAGGAAGGGCUCCAAGUCGCCGCGGCACCUGCUGCCUCGCGGCCACAAGCGCAGCCGGCAGCCCUCCGAGUCGGAGAGGGAGCCGGGCUUCAUGGCCGACCAAGCCGUCCAGGACCUGGGCUGUCAGUACCCACACUGCCUCCUUUAA